GUGAGCCCUCUGCUGACGGGAGGAACACUCUGCUCCCAGGUCAGGGAAACAUGUCCCGUCGGAAACAGACCACUCCUAACAAAGUUCACUUGAACAUUGCUCUUCUAUCUGCAAUACAAGUGAUUGUAUCUCCAGUCUUGGUCUUGGGGGAAGCUGCCUGACAAACACUCUACCGGUGGGCAUGAGGUUGAGGUUAUGGCAUCAGGUAUGCCAUGGAGAGCAAUUCUGGGACCUGUUCACCUCCUUUACAUGCAGUACGUUGCUGCAGAGCAACUAUUCAGCAGGAGCCAUCAGGACCAGCAAGUAGGACUACAAGAAAAUAAAGGGACCGAAAGAUACCAGAAACAUGUCAAUGAUGAUGUCUCCACCUUGGGAUGGAAAAUCUUGUCUGUCUUAUGAUGAACACCACGAAAUCGUUGGGACUUCUCUGUCUACCUAGCCUGCUGUGUGUCUGGAGGGCCCAGAAAUGCCGUGCAGUGCCCUGACGAGGAUAAUCGGAGAGAGCAUCGGCUCCAAGAACGGGGUGAGCCAGCAGAAUGAGGAGUCAGGCUGAGACAUAGCAGACACGUUACUGGGACUUCUUCACAGGGACUGCAGUGGUUGGGAGGAGAGGAAUGAAAGGGACAGCAGGUAUGCAGCUUUUUACACAGUUGUCUGCAGCUGGGGUCUGAUUUGGCAGGCUCUGGGGCUGGGGAAGUGCUUUUUGGAUUUGCAUAAAUACAACUGUGAAUAUCUGACUGGACAAAUUUAAUGGGAGGAUGGUGCCUACUUCUUCCUUGCAUGGCUACUCCAUGUUCUCUUCUUGGACUCACCAGGGCAAGCGACAGCUGCAGAUCUCCUCUCCCUGGCUUGCUUGGUGCUUCCUCUUUCCAGGGUUACUUUCCAGGCUUGGCAUGGCCCUCAUUUCACCUUGCUCUCACAACAACAUGGUUUGCUGUCCUCACUUAGCACAGAAAUGUUUUGUUUGGCAUGCAGAGUGACCGGCUAGGAGAUUGUGUUACAAGUCAAAAGAGUUUUAAAUGGAAGUUGAUGUGUAAGGAAAUUCAAAGUAAUACUGAAGCAAUGGUAAAACAAUUAUAAAAAUUACUAUUAUCACUAAAGUCUCAUUGUGCAUGGUGGCCAGUGCUGCAGUUUUAAUUGUAGUCAUUUCUCCUGCAGCAUGUAAUUGGCUCUUGAUAAUUUAAUUUUGUUUUGCCAUGUGGUGCAUGAAAAACACACCUGACAAAGUGCUAAAAAAGAGAACAGUAACAGUGGAAUAUAUUUACUGAAAAAUACAAUACAGUUAAGUUGUUUCUGUGGAGUAACCUUAAUUGAUUCAAUUUGGUCUUUAUUGUCUCCCAGAGUCUGAAGUAGAAAAGUAUAAAAACUCUCUAAGCAAUUCAUCUGCUCUUGCAUUCAAGCCCAUCUGUUGCUGCACUGUCACCCCAUCAGUCGUGGACCACUUGCUGCUUUGCACUUGCCAAAAUUUGCUGCAGGUGUUAGUGUGCACUUCUCUCUCCCUGCCAUCCAUGAGCUGCUUUGCUUUCUAUUGCUUGUGCCCUCUGCAACUGAUGCUUAUUUUAGAACUCUGGAGAACAGCUUCUGUUAGUCAGAUUAAUUCCUGCUUCCGAGCUCUAUUUAUCAUGGUCCUAAUAUCCCAUUAAUCCUCUAUUUGCUUCCCUCUCUCUCUGACACACACAUAUUCUGUGCUCCUUGGAUUCUGCUGUCUAUAAUAUUCCCAGUUUGAAGAGGGAGUAUCUUGCAAGAAAUAGCACCCAGCAUUCUCAACCAAGCAGAAAUGUUACUUGCAUCAAAACCCUUGGUUCUGAAGGGCUCCGUGGGCUGCCAUUGUUAACCCUUUCAAUUGUGUUGUUUUUCAUUUCAGUAACCACUACAGCAGUGUGGACAACCCAGAAUAGCCAUGGGGCAGGUGGAAUAGAUCCACAGUGGUGGAAAGACUUGCAAAUUUCAGGUCCAGGAACACAGAGAAGACCUACACGAACAGGGACUUUUAAAUUGGUGUACAAGGGGGAAUAAAGUGACUAAUCUCUGAGAGACCUUUCUGUUUAGGAAAGAAGGCAGGGGAAUGAUGCAGUUCCUUUGGAUUUUGUUUUGUGGAUUUUGGGGUGGGAGUUGUUUGUUUGUGUGUUUAUUUUCCAGAACACCUGAGAGUUAUCCUACAUUCAUACAGUUGGAGAAGGGAAGGGCUCAGGGCUGAUAACCCAGCAGACCCUAACAGUCAUGCCUAUCUCUGUUGCUCAGUACCACAGGGCUGUCCCCUACCUCCACCGCUGCUCACCUGGUAUCCCACUCAUUCACAGGAGUAUGGAGAGGAGAAUGGAAUACAAAGCAGAGGCAUUUGUGUGAUCUCUCAUCUCUAGCUGCUUGUAAGCAACUUCAGUGACUUGUUUUGGUGUUGUGGUCAGCCUGCAGCCCUUUUUGUAUUUAAUAAAGAAACUUCUGGAGAAGAGUCUGUGAAUUCACUAUUGAGCAUAACAUCCUUUAUUUAUGGCAGUGAUGCUAAAGCUGUUGCCUGUCUUACUCCCCUUCCAAAUGAAUGGAAGUGAACCCAAAGCGGGGUGGAGGGAGGGAUGUAAGUGGCUAUAUGGGAGCAUGUGUGUGCAGAAACAACAAAAGCACAAUCCUGUACUUAUCAAAUGUUAAAGUGCUAAGGCUUCAUCAAAGUAGGACUUAGUUCAUCAGUAGGUGAACAGGACACUCUUUGCUAAGUCAUUUUGGGCUCUAUUAUUAUAACACAUAAGAAAUUCUGUGCAAGCUGAAGACAGCAUUUUUACAUGUUUGAGUUUCCCAAUCCCGUGAUGGUUUUGGAUUCAGGCUGUGGAGGAUGCACAGGGUGUCCCUGCUAACAGCACGGGUUUGGUUAACAGGUUGCAUUGCUGGCUGUAAGCUGGCUGUUCUCUGCACUGUGCUGAGUCAAUGCUCACUGGGCUCUGGGGGUGUUGUGCCCCUGGCACACACAAUUACUCUUGGUUACUGUGACUGAUGCCAGUGUUCCUGAUGGGAGGAGUUCCCUCCUCUGUCACCUGGAUAGAGAUCCUAGCUCUUAAAUCCUGCAGACUGUCUGCAUGGCUUGUGUAACUGAGCAGGAACCUGCCUGCCUUUGGACUCCAGGCUGCUGCUCAGUGGGAAUGUAAUCUGGAAGGGAAGAAAACAAACACAGCUGCUUCCACGAGAGCUGCAGUGGCGUUUGGGAAUCCCAUUUUGGAACUCUGUCACAGGUAGCACAUCUCCCACCGUAGUUUUAUAUCUGUCCUGCGUUCUGCAGGUUUCCUCAUUUCACCAUGCUUUCUCUUUCUCUUGCAAUGCUUUUUUGGUCUCUGGGCUUUUAUCCUGGUGGUUUGUGGGUAUCUGCUUCUUGGAGAGGCUCUGGGAUUAUGUGUGUCUGCUGCUCAUACAGUCUGUAUCUCAGUCCUACCAACGUGAGGCUGUGAUCCAGGCAUAAAAACACAACUCCAGAUCAUGAAAACCAUUUGGUGCUGGAAUGGCUUCUGAAGGGGCUACGUGUAUCACAGCAGUCAUGACAGUACCUGUUGCUUUCAGUGACAAAUAGACUUGGGGUGCUUCUCAGCACCUCUCCUCACAUGCAUGGAUUGUGUUCUCAAGUUGUCUCUACAGAAACCUUUCUCACAUUUCUAAACAGAAUGAUAAAAACCUUCAAAUGCUUUUGGAAACCUCCAUGGGGACAUUGGGAACUAAAACUCUUCUCCCACAGUCUCUGUGAAACUUCUGAAGGUCUUUGAAAUCUUCUCUAAAUUAUGGCUUUUUAAAGCCCUGCCAAAAUGGUGAGGUAAGCCCCAGGAAAGGCAGGGAGUGGGAACACAGAGCAACACUGACUGGAACAGUUCAGCAUGUGAGAAUGUGCCUGUCCUUGUAACAGGACUGGUGCUCUCUCGAGAAUUCAAUUCCCUGGUUAUACUGAUGCCAGCUGUGGCCCAGUAUUAAAAAGUAGCAUUUUCUUCUGAAAGCUGUGUUUUGAUUUUAUUUGAAAAAUGCACUGCAUCUUCCUUGGCAUUUUUGCAUUUGUGCUUUGAAUGGUCCUUAAGCACUUAAAAAUCAGUUGAUAAAUGCAACCCAAAAGCCAGCCUGCUGGGAACUUCAGCAUCUUUGCCAGGCCUCCCAGCUCAUCCACUGAAAAAGGUAAAUCACAACUACACCUGGAACAAAGUAAUUUGUUUGCUUGAAUAUGAAAAUUAAUGGUUACCUUUUAUUGUUAUUCUCUGGAACCGAAAGUUAUCUCGAGUGGGGAUUGCUGAAAGUUUUCUUUCAGAGAAGCACAAAUAACUGCUUUCUUAAAAGGUGUUUGUCAUUUCCUGUUGAGCUGAGAUACUAGCGGUCAGUGCUUUCAACAGAACGGGCUGUUUUAUCCUGAACGUGCAUCUCAGCUCUCAGGGUUCCUUCCCUUGGGUUGCUGUUUUGAGCACAUGAAGUGCCACUGAGAUUCUACUUUAGCGAGAGCCAUUUCUGGGCAAGGCAAGGUAGUGGAGCAAGUCAUCCAUCGUAUGCACAGGAGAACAUCAGCUCCAAGCACAAACACCUUCUACAGGGACAGCUUGUCCUUAUCCCUCCUGGAACAGAAGGAGGUGACAGAGCAUGCCAAGAACAGCCCCUAGUUUUGGUAUUACUGUGGAGGGCAGGUGAUGUACCAGACCCUUAGGGAGGCUCUAUUUUUGUGCAAGAUGCCUGUUAUAGCAGGGAAUAGGACUUAAUGAUUUAGAAGAGCUAUAUAGUAUCUGUAUCCCUGAUCUGGGAUACUGUCAUAGUCCCCAGGGGCUUUGCCCAGCCUAGAGCUGUGCUGUAGGAUAUUGGUGGACAACUUGUCAGCAAAAGCCACCUGGCUAUCUAAGGCAGGUAUAUGGGUCUCGCAGGUUUUUUUGUGGCUGGAGCAGCAUAUACAGCGUAUGCAGGGGGCAGGCCAAUGCUGGACAUUGCCCUAGUGAGACUGUUCUAUACCCAGGCACUGGACUUGCACCAGUAGGUGCCAGAGGCUGGUGUGGCAGGGUAGGCAGAGAAGUGACCUAAGUGCUUUCCAAGAGGUGACUCCAGAGGUUCUGCACAGUGCAGGUGAGCAGCCCUAUGCCUGUUGCAUUUUUGGCAAGCUGUGGUGGUGAACACGAUGGAACAGCACUGGUCUGACUCUUUGUCCUUGUGGCUGCCAGGGGAGCAAGUCUUUGCAGGGCUGGAGGAGCAAGCCCGCCAAGCCAUGAUGAAAAACAACUUUCCUGGAGCUCUUGGGGACCAGAGGCCAGCCAUCCGUCCGCUGCAAGACCCCGACUCCAGCAGCAGUGGCAGUGAUGAUGAGGAAACCACCCAGGAUGAAGUUUCUUCCCAUACAUCCGAGGAGGAUGGCUCAAUGGUGAAAGUGAAGAAGGAAUUGGAGAAUGCAGAACGACCCAUGGCUGGAACCCCACUGAUGAGAGAAAACGAGGUGCCCGAGAGUUUGCACACUGACCCCAUGCUGGGACUGUCACAGUGCCCCCUCUGCCAGCUGGAGUGUGGAAGCAGAGAGCAGCUUAUUGCUCAUGUGUACCAGCACACUGCAGCAGUGGUGAGUGCCAAGAGCUACCUGUGUCCUGUGUGUGGCAGAGCCCUCAGCUCACCGGGGUCCCUUGGGAGGCACCUCCUGAUCCACUCAGAGGACCAGCUGUCCAACUGUGCAGUGUGUGGAGCACGCUUCACCAGCCAUGCCACCUUCAACAGUGAGAAGCUGCCGGAUGUGCUCAGUGCAGAUCGGCUGCCAGCGCCGCAGAGCCAGGGCCCCUCCGGAGCCGAGGGGAAGGACGUUGCCUUUCGCACCCCCGUGUACCCCGCGGGCAUCCUCCUGGUGUGCAACAACUGCGCCGCGUACCGCAAGCUGCUGGAGGCGCAGAGCCCCAGCAUGCGCAAGUGGGCCCUGCGGCGGCAGAACGAGCCCCUGGAGGUGCGGCUGCAGCGCCUGGAGCGGGAGCGCACGGCCAAGAAGAGCCGGCGGGACAACGAGACACCCGAGGAGCGGGAAGUGAGGCGCAUGCGGGACCGGGAAGCCAAGCGGCUGCAGCGCAUGCAGGAGACAGACGAGCAGCGGGCGCGGCGGCUGCAGCGGGACCGGGAGGCCAUGCGCCUGAAACGCGCCAACGAGACCCCUGAGAAGCGACAGGCCCGGCUCAUCCGGGAGCGUGAGGCCAAGAGGCUCAAGCGGCGCCUGGAGAAAAUGGACAUGAUGCUCCGGGCACAGUUUGGCCAGGACCCCUCUGCCAUGGCUGCUUUGGCAGCUGAGAUGAACUUUUUCCAGCUACCAGUGAGCAAUGUGGAGCUGGAGAGCCAGCUGCUGGGCAAAAUGACCUUUGAGGAGCAGAGCAACAGUGCGCUGCAGUAAACCACAGCCACGAAUGGUGCUGCCUCUGCUGUGCCUGCCCCAGGUGCACUUAGCAGGCUUCUGCACUCAGGAGGUUGCUGGGGGUCUCUCUGACCUUCCCUGACAGGUGGUUCUGGUUCUCCUCUGAACCAGAGGAGGAGAACAGAGGAGAGAGAUGUCUGCCAAAGCAGCUCUGGUAGGAGCAGAUUCUGAGUAUACGGUCUGCUCUGGGGGCCAAGUCACAGCCUGUGACAGAAGGAAAAUAAAUUAAUGUUCACAUUUA
This is a messenger RNA of Pseudopipra pipra, 6614 nucleotides long. RefSeq names its product zinc finger protein 821 (gene ZNF821). Gene Ontology annotation, molecular function: DNA-binding transcription activator activity, RNA polymerase II-specific; RNA polymerase II cis-regulatory region sequence-specific DNA binding. Gene Ontology annotation, cellular component: nucleus. Bases 5114 to 6352 code for a protein of 412 amino acids. The transcript has 6 exons. Gene Ontology annotation, biological process: regulation of transcription by RNA polymerase II. The record is from RefSeq and is a predicted model, not a curated record. NCBI's taxonomy places the organism in Eukaryota, Metazoa, Chordata, Aves, Passeriformes, Pipridae.